AGCUACCGGGAAGAGAUGAAGGUGCUCCCCGCAUCUGGUCUCGCUGUCCUCUUCAUCACUACUUUGAAGUUUUCCACUGCAGCCCCCUCCCUAUUUGCAGCCACCUCCAGGACCUCGAGGAACAACUACCAACUUGCUCAGGCAUAUCUUGACAAGUAUUACACAAAGGAAGGAGGACACCAGAUUGGUGAGAUGGUUGCAAGAGGAGGCAAUGCCAUGGUAAAGAAGAUAAAGGAGCUGCAAGCAUUCUUUGGCCUCAAAGUCACCGGGAAGUUAGACCAGUUGACCAUAGACGUGAUCAAGAAGCCUCGCUGUGGAGUUCCUGAUGUGGCAAACUAUCGCCUCUUCCCAGGUGAACCCAAAUGGAAAAAAAAUACUUUGACAUACAGAAUAUCCAAAUACACGUCUUCCAUGAGUUCAGCCGAUGUGGACAAAGCAAUCGAGAUGGCCUUGCAGGCCUGGAGCAGUGCCAUCCCUCUGAGCUUUGUAAAAUUAAACACGGGAGAAGCAGACAUAAUGAUCUCUUUUGAAACUGGAGAUCACGGGGAUUCCUACCCAUUCGAUGGUCCUCGAGGGACUCUGGCCCAUGCAUUUGCACCUGGAGAAGGCCUGGGAGGAGAUACACAUUUCGACAAUGCUGAGAAGUGGACUAUGGGAAUGAAUGGCUUCAAUUUAUUCACUGUUGCUGCUCAUGAAUUUGGCCAUGCACUGGGCCUGGCCCACUCCACAGAUCCGUCAGCACUGAUGUAUCCAACUUAUAAGUACCAGCAUCCCUAUGGAUUUCGCCUCCCCAAGGACGAUGUGAAAGGGAUCCAGGCAUUGUAUGGACCUCGGAAAACAUUCCCAGGAAAGCCCACUGUGCCCCACGGCCCCCCACAAAAUCCAUCGACCCCUGACCUCUGUGACUCCAGCUCGUCCUUUGAUGCCGUGACAAUGCUGGGAAAGGAGCUACUUUUCUUCAAGGACCGGAUUUUCUGGCGGCGGCAGGCGCACUUGAUGGCAGGAAUCCGGCCCAGCACUAUUACCAGCUCCUUCCCCCAAAUAAUGGCCAAUGUGGAUGCAGCUUAUGAAGUGGCUGAGAGAGGCGCCGCUUACUUCUUCAAAGGUCCCCACUACUGGGUAACAAGAGGGUUCCAAAUGCAAGGUCCUCCUAGGAGUAUUUAUGACUUUGGGUUCCCAAGGUUUGUGCAGCAAAUAGAUGCUGCUGUCUAUCUCAAGAAUGCCCAGAAGACCCUUUUCUUUGUGGGAGAUGAAUACUACAGCUAUGAUGAAAGGAAAGGGAAAAUGGAAAAAGACUAUCCAAAGAACACUGAAGAAGAAUUUUCAGGAGUAAGUGGCCAAAUAGAUGCUGCUGUGGAAUUAAAUGGCUACAUUUACUUCUUUUCAGGACCAAAAGCAUACAAGUAUGAUACGGAGAAGGAAGAUGUGGUUAGUGUGCUGAAAUCAAGUUCCUGGAUUGGUUGCUAAAUAGAAAAGUCUAGUCUUUCCCCAAAAAUGAAGACUACAAGCAGCUGUAACUGGAUAUUAAGGACUGAAGCAGAAUGUAGGAUAGGGAUUCUUCCCACAGCCUUCGAUUCUAAGGGUAAUUUAGAGUUCAUUGAAGAUAAUCGUGCUUCUGGGUUUUAUCACAGCCAUGUAUUCAGAGAUUUAAUCCAAAAGAAAAACUCCUAUAUGGCCAACUUUAUACAAAAUCAGAAUCAACACAACACACUCUCUCCUAUUAGACACCUAUUAUUAUUUUCUUGCCCAAUGUAUUGAAGCAAAUUGUUUCCUUUGAAUUUUAUUCCUAGGAAGAAGCCUACUUGUGGAUUUUCUGAAACAUAA
Loxodonta africana (African savanna elephant) is the source of this 1824-nucleotide messenger RNA. RefSeq names its product matrix metallopeptidase 20 (gene MMP20). Gene Ontology annotation, biological process: collagen catabolic process; amelogenesis; extracellular matrix organization. Gene Ontology annotation, cellular component: extracellular matrix. Gene Ontology annotation, molecular function: zinc ion binding; metalloendopeptidase activity. NCBI's taxonomy places the organism in Eukaryota, Metazoa, Chordata, Mammalia, Proboscidea, Elephantidae. The transcript is spliced from 10 exons. The coding region runs from base 16 to 1467 and encodes 483 amino acids. The record is from RefSeq and is a predicted model, not a curated record.